AUGCCACUUUCAAUCACCAUUCCUCCUUCCAAUCACCAUUCCCAGAUGAGACAACAUCACUUUCAAUCACCAUUCCUCCUUCCAAUUCCACCAGAUAGACAACAUCACUUUCAAUCACCAUUCCUCCUUCCAAUUCCACCAGAUAGACAACAUCACUUUCAAUCACCAUUCCUCCUUCCAAUUCCACCAGAUAGCAAACAUCACUUUCAAUCACCAUUCCUCCUUCCAAUUCCACCAGAUAGACAACAUCACUUUCAAUCACCAUUCCUCCUUCCAAUUCCACCAGAUAGACAACAUCACUUUCAAUCACCAUUCCUCCUUCCAAUUCCACCAGAUAGACAACAUCACUUUUCAAUCACCAUUCCUCCUUCCAAUUCCACAGAUAGACAACAUCACUUUCAAUCACCAUUCCUCCUUCCAAUUCCACCAGAUAGCAAACAUCACUUUCAAUCACCAUUCUCCUUCCAAUUCCACCAGAUGACAACAUCACUUUCAAUCACCAUUCCUCCUUCCAAUUCCACCAGAUAG
This is a messenger RNA of Acanthosepion pharaonis, 528 nucleotides long. The record is from the annotation of a GenBank genome assembly. NCBI's taxonomy places the organism in Eukaryota, Metazoa, Mollusca, Cephalopoda, Sepiida, Sepiidae.